AUGUCCGUCAAGGCACUGAUUUUCGAUUUGGGCAAUGUCCUCCUCCGCCUGAACCAAUCCGCGACCGCAGAAGGCUUCAAAAGCCUCGGUGCCACAUCCUUCCCCACCCUCUCCCAACACCACAACUCCACUGUCAUCGUCGAUUUCGAAACUGGCAAGAUCUCCCCCGAAGAAUUCCGUACAUCCAUCCGAACCACCAUUGGCCUCCCCGAGUCUGUCACCGAUGUCCAGUUUGACGUCGCCUGGAACGCCAUGUUGCUCGAUUUCCCCAAGGGCCGUCUCGAACUCAUGCGGACACUCAAGAAUGACUACGAGUACAAGGUCUUCCUGUUGAGCAACACCAACUCGAUCCAUAUCGAGUAUAUCGACCAGGUGUGUUUGAAGGGGUAUAAGGAGUCGACGUUGGAUCCGUUCUUUGACAAGGUGUAUUACUCGCAUGGGAUUGGAGCGAGGAAGCCAUCGAAAGAGGCGUUUGAGUUUAUUUUGAAGGAUCAGGGGUUGGUGGCGGGAGAGUGUUUGUUUUUGGAUGAUAUGCCUGAGAAUGUAGAGGCUGCCAAGGCGUGUGGAUUGCAGGCUGCGCAAGUCGAUGCCGAGACCGAUCUUGGUUUCCUGCAGCUUCGCUUUUAG
This is a messenger RNA of Linnemannia hyalina, 627 nucleotides long. The record is from the annotation of a GenBank genome assembly. NCBI's taxonomy places the organism in Eukaryota, Fungi, Mortierellomycota, Mortierellomycetes, Mortierellales, Mortierellaceae.